AUGGCAAUGGAAGCAGCAGCAACAGAAGCAGCAGCAACAGUAAAAGCAGCAACAAGGGCAGCAGCAAUACUAACAGCAACGGCAACUGAAGCAGCAGCAGCAGCAGCGCCAACAGAAGAAACAGCAACAGCAACAGAAGCAGCAGCAAAGGAAGCAGCAGUAACAGCAACAGCAACAGCAGCAGCAGCAGCAACAGCAGCAUUGCAGCAGCAGCAGCAUUUGCAGGAGCACAAGCAGCAGCAGCAGCAGCAGCAGCAGUAG
Messenger RNA from Eimeria necatrix, 261 nucleotides. RefSeq lists its product as hypothetical. Lineage: Eukaryota; Apicomplexa; Conoidasida; Eucoccidiorida; Eimeriidae. The record is from RefSeq and is a predicted model, not a curated record. The transcript has a single exon. The coding region runs from base 1 to 261 and encodes 86 amino acids.